Molecule: messenger RNA, 1549 nt
Organism: Bombyx mandarina (wild silkworm)
Lineage: Eukaryota; Metazoa; Arthropoda; Insecta; Lepidoptera; Bombycidae
Product: UNC93-like protein
Biological process (GO): regulation of muscle contraction; regulation of potassium ion transport
Cellular component (GO): striated muscle dense body; plasma membrane
Molecular function (GO): potassium channel regulator activity
Source: RefSeq, a predicted model, not a curated record
UUAGCCCAUCAUGCCGGAAGAAACAAUAACUUUUAGUUCUAAUGAGAAAUGGCGUAUAAACCGGAACGUAUUCGUUCUUGGUUUCGCUUUCAUGAUCCACUUCACGGCCUUCCACGGGACCGCCAACCUCCAGAGCUCCGUGAACAGCGACGACGGAGCCGGCACCUUCACCCUGGCCGCCAUUUACUUCUCCCUGAUCCUCUCGAAUAUAUUAUUACCGGCUGUUGUCAUUAAGUGGCUUGGUUGCAAAUGGACAGUGUCAAUGUCCUUCAUCACGUAUAUGCCGUUCAUAGCAGCGCAGUUUUAUCCGAAGCUGUAUACAUUGAUACCAGCCGGCAUGAUGGUCGGCUUUGGUGGCGGACCACUCUGGUGCGCUAAAUGCACUUAUCUUUCUGUGAUAUCCGAACCGUAUUCUAAAUUAUCAGGAAUUCCAGCUGAAGUUUUGGUGGUGAGGUUCUUCGGGCUGUUCUUCAUGUUCUACCAGAUGGCGCAGAUAUGGGGAAAUCUUAUAUCUUCGGCGAUUUUAUCGUCAUCACUGGGAGAGGCGCCUUUCUUGAACGAAACUAUUCCGUCUACUGCGAUGACGCUGAUCACUAAUGCCUCCGAAAUACCGCCUCUUGACUUUAGAGCCACAUGCGGAGCUAACUUCUGCAGCAGCAGUGCUUCACACGGUAACAGUAACCUCAAGCCACCUUCCACCGCGAAGAUCAACUUGAUAGCCGGCGUAUACCUUGCGUGCAUGGCCAUUGCUGUUCUUCUGGUUGCUGUAGGGGUCGACGCACUAACCAGGUACACAUCAGGUCGUACUCCCGCAAGUCGCGGUAAGUCCGGUCUCCAACUCCUGGCGGUAACGCUGCGUCAGCUCAGGCACAAGUACCAGCUUCUGUUGCUGCCCGUCAUAGGGUACAUCGGCGCCGAACAAGCUUUCAUGGCUGCGGACUUUACACAGGCUUACGUGGGUUGUGCCUACGGUAUUAGUAACAUUGGGUUCGUGAUGAUCUGCUUCGGAGCUUGGAAUGCAAUAGCCGCGCCCCUAGCCGGAGCACUCGUCAAGACGACAGGCCGGUAUCCGGUCAUGGUCACUGCUCUGGUUUUAAAUCUGUGUACCUUAACCGUGCUGCUGCUCUGGAGACCGAACCCUGAUCAGUGGCUGGUGUUCUACGGCCUCGCUGCCGUGUGGGGAGCCGCUGAUGCUGUUUGGCUCGUGCAAGUUAACGCUCUAUCCGGCAUCCUAUUUCCCGGUCACGAGGAAGCUGCAUAUUCUAACUUCAGAUUGUGGGAAGCGACCGGUAGUGUUCUGGCUUACGGCAGCGCUCCGUACCUUUGUGUUAGAACCAGAUUGCAAAUAUUGCUCGGUCUAUUAAUAGUAGGCUUCACUGGUUACACGAUCAUUGAGCUGAUGGAGUAUAGAGUGAAAAGGGCGCACCACCCCGAGAGGAACUUCGAACUGGUCGACAAAAAGGAAGAUCUGGGACCAUUUUAAUAUUAAGUUACAAAUUUAGCAGUUCUCUUUAAUGCUAUGUUUUCAAUGUAUCAUAAUAGUAUAAUU